GACGUUUUGCCGCUUCUACCAAUGGGAGGAGGAACGGACUGGAGGUGGAUCGGCGUGCCUAUGUCUCUGGGUGUAAGAAGCUGCCGCUAGGCAAGGCAGCGAUGAGCGGUUCUUUGUGCUGGCUGCGCGCGGCCUCGCUGCUGCGUGGUGCCCCGCUGCGAUGGGGCGCGCGGCCCCUCAGCCAGGCCGCGGCCGGGGACGGCUCGUCCCCUGGCGGCGGUGAGGGUGGCCGAGGGUCGCGGGAGUCGGUAGAGCGGCUGGUGCGGGCGCACCCCGUGGUCGUGUUCAUGAAGGGCAACCCGGCCCAGCCUCUGUGCGGCUUCAGCAACGCCGUGGUGCAGAUCCUGCGCCUGCACGGGGUGCAGGACUUCCAGGCGUACGACGUGCUGCAGGACCCUGACCUCCGGCAAGGAAUUAAAAACUACUCCAACUGGCCUACCAUCCCUCAAGUAUACCUUAACGGUGAAUUUGUUGGUGGCUGUGACAUACUCCUCCAGAUGCAUCAGAAUGGAGACCUAGUGGAAGAGCUUAAGAAGUUAGGAAUCCGCUCUGCACUUUUGGAUGCAGAAAAAGACCAAGACAAAAAAUAAAACAAGCAAGAUAUUUCAUUUUAAAAGAUGGGACUAUAAUAAACAAAACCUUUGACAAUAACUUAUUACCAGUAAAGCCUUAUGUGUUAUCUCAAAGGAGGCAUCUUUUUGAACUGACACUAACGUUUGUUUGUCAGUAAACAAAUGGUAGCUCAUGGUACAGGUUAUUUGGUAUUUUGGUUUAAGGAUAUUCUGUUGUGAAAAUUUGAUUAUAACAUUGCACUGUAAUUCAAAUGUCUGUGGAACUGAAGUAAACAAGCAGCCUACUUCUACGUGUGUCAAUUCUUCUUGCCUGAGGCAGGAGUAAGUGAAAGAUUGUAGAAUAUUAUUUUUAUGGCUCAUCUGUGUAUAUCACUUGGCAAAUGCUUUGAUAUAUAAACCUAUGUAGAUAGUGUUUGUAGCUUUUUUGCUUCUCUUGAAAACACUAUCAAAUAACUGCUGUCAUUCUGUAUGAACACUUGAAGAUAGGACUUCUUGGGAACCUGUAAACUUGUGUAUUUAUGUUACCUGCAAAUAUGUUUCUAACAAAUUGGAGGAAAACAGUCACAUGAGUGAUCUAUGAAAUACACCUUUAUUCCUACAGCUAUAAAUAAAUACAUUAGUAAAAACAAA
Molecule: messenger RNA, 1202 nt
Organism: Chrysemys picta bellii (western painted turtle)
Lineage: Eukaryota; Metazoa; Chordata; Testudines; Emydidae
Gene: GLRX5
Product: glutaredoxin 5
Cellular component (GO): mitochondrial matrix
Source: RefSeq, a predicted model, not a curated record